CGGCUUCACAGUGAAAAUGGUGGCCGCGGCGUGCGGGCGAAAGUUGGCGCGGCGCUCGAAAUCCGCCGUGAUCGUGGCACUCAGCGUGCUGUUCGUGCAGACUCUGCUGGUGUGGAAUUUUAGCAGCCUAGACGGCGAAGAGAAAGGCGGCGAGGACAAGAGGCAAAGAGCCCGGCACGUCCGAGAAGCACCCAGGAAAGGGUUCCCCUUCCCUGGCCAGGGACUGGAUGUGUUUCUUUCUCACAAGCCGAAGGAGAAAAAUCGGAUUGACAGCAACAAUGAAAAUUCUGUCCCAAAAGACUUUGAAAAUAUUGAUAACAGUAAUUUUGGAUCAAGAACACAAAGGCAAAAGCUGCAGUCAGAAGUGAAAAGUAAAGCUGCAGUUGUGCAGAAGGCCAAAUAUGAGCAGCUGGGCAAAGCCAAGGACCAUUCACUGCUGGCUAAGAACACCAAUGAAGUCCUACCCCAGGGAAACUAUAAGGCUAAAAAUGCCAGCAAUCCUCAACUAAACUACAAGACUGUGAGCCACUAUAAAGGGGGGGUGAUUGGAAAAAGCUCUCAAGAACUUCACUAUGAACGGGCUCCUAGAUGUGAGAUAACAGGCAAGGAAGCAUUGUCAGCCCUCUCUAGGGCUAAGAGCAAACAUUGCCGCCAAGAAAUUGCUGAGCUCUAUUGCCUUCAUAAAGAUGGAAAGUUAAUGCCGGAAAAGGUACCACGCUUGUGCCCAUUGGAGGGGAAAGCAGCCAAUACUAUUCAGCCAGAGGAUGACUCCUUGGACGCUUCGCCUCCAAACCCUGUCAGAAUUGCCUUUGUUUUGGUUGUACAUGGUAGAGCCUCACGUCAGCUGCAGCGCAUGUUCAAGGCGAUUUAUCACAAGGAUCACUACUACUACAUACAUGUGGACAAGCGGUCAAACUAUCUCCACCGGCAAGUAUUGCAGUUUGCAAACCAGUAUCCAAAUGUGCGGGUCACACCAUGGCGGAUGGCCACCAUCUGGGGAGGAGCAAGUUUGCUGACGAUGUACUUGCAGAGCAUGCGGGAUCUACUGGAGAUGAAGGACUGGUCCUGGGACUUCUUCAUCAACUUGAGUGCUGCUGACUACCCCAUCAGAACUAAUGAUCAACUGGUGGCUUUCUUAUCAAGAUACAGGAACAUGAACUUUCUGAAGUCUCAUGGAAGGGAUAAUGCAAGGUUCAUAAGAAAACAGGGAUUGGACAGGAUUUUCUUCGAAUGUGACACACACAUGUGGCGCCUAGGAGACAGGAAAAUCCCGGAAGGCAUCACUGUAGAUGGUGGCUCAGACUGGUUCCUCCUCAACAGAAAAUUUGUGGAAUAUGUGAACUAUUCAGAAGACGAACUGGUUACGCAUAUGAAGCGGUUUUAUGCCUACACCCUGCUACCAGCCGAGUCCUUCUUCCAUACGGUCCUGGAGAACAGUCAUCUCUGCGGUACAAUGGUGGAUAACAAUCUGCGCAUCACCAACUGGAAUCGGAAGCUGGGCUGUAAGUGCCAAUACAAGCACAUCGUGGACUGGUGUGGCUGCUCACCCAAUGACUUCAAGCCCCAAGAUUUCCACCGCUUCCAGCAAACCGCGAGGCCAACCUUCUUUGCGCGGAAGUUUGAGGCCGCGGUUAACCAGGAGAUCAUUGGCCAGCUGGACUUCUACCUCUUUGGCAACUACCCAGCUGGCACAACAGCUCUGAAAGCAUACUGGGAAAACACAUACGAUGAGCCAGAUGGCAUCCACAGCAUCAGCGACACGUACCUGACCAUGCUUCACUCCUUCAGCCGCCUCGGCCUGAGGAGAGCAGAAUCUUCCUGGCAUUCGAAUGAGGAAAAUAAGUGCAGAUAUUAUGGCAUGGGUCACCCUGUGUCUGUUCACCUCUACUUCUAUGCUGACCGGUUCCAAGGCUACUUGCUGAAGCACCACGCAACAAACCUGGCUACCAGUAAACUGGAAACACUGGAGACUUGGGUGAUGCCGAGGAAAAUGUUUAAAUUCUCUAAUCCCACGAAUGAGUUUGCACGGCUACAGUUUGCUGAGGUUGGCACAGAGUGGGAUGCUAAGGAAAGAAUUUUCCGGAACUACGGAGGGCUCAUUGGACCCAUGGACGAGCCUAUUGGCAUGCAAAAGUGGGGCAAAGGUCCCAAUGCUACAGUCACUGUUGUCUGGAUCGAUCCAAUUAAUGUUAUUGCAGCAACCUACGACAUUCAGGUUGAUUCAGGUGCUGAGUUCACUCAUUACAAACCUCCAUUGAACUUGCCUCUGCGGCCAGGCUUGUGGACGGUUAAAAUUCUGCACCACUGGGCGCCCAUUGCUGAAACCAAGUUUCUGGUUGCACCUCUGACGUUCUCGAACAGGCAGCCAAUCAGAAAAGAGGAAGCACUUAAGCUACACAGUGGGCCACCUAAGAAUGCGUACAUGGAACAGAGCUUCCAGAGCUUGAAUAAUGCUCUGAAUAUACACAUUACCCCUGGCCAAGUGGAACAGGCGAAGCGUAAUGCAGCUCUCACAGGCUCACAGCUGGAGAACUGGGUGGAUCCCAUGGUGAACAGCUUGUGGUCAGCUGUGGACAUUUGUACCAUUGGUCCCACCUCUUGCCCGGUGAUGCAGACCUGCAGUCAAACAACCUGGAGCUCCCAGAGUCCGGACCCCAAAUCGGAACUGGGGCCCGUCAAAGCCAACGGCCGUCUGAGGUAGCACCUAGUGCACGCCCAAGUCAUCGUAAAAACACGAAUUGCCUGAUAGUGGGAUCAAUUUCUGCAGUUGGGUCUCUCCCUUAGUUCUUAGCAACAGUUCCAGGAUGUCUUCGUAAAGUUGUGGCAAAGCUAGAGCAGUGCAUUUAAAGCUGAAGACAGCGAUGUUCACAGAAGAAGUCCGUGUUAGCUGCGCUGGCACUAUGAAAGAAGUGAUUGUAUUAUCAUGUACGAAAGAAAUAGAAGGAAAUUUUCGCACUCUAUUUAUUUAAACAUUUUAGUCAGUGACUAAUGAGUAGAUGCUGCUUUUGCAGCUUGAUAUCUAUAUCCUACUAAUAAUCUGCCUUUAUUGACAAAGGCCUGUGCCCUGACUUCCUACGUUCUUUAUCUGUACCUGACCUAAAAGCCGUAGAGGUCUUAACGCUUCAGUCAACAGGACUAUUUGUAAUUGUUGCACCUACUGUAAGAGUGAGAGCUAACUGGGUUAUAAUGCUCUCUGCUGAAACAGGGCUUUCAGCACUGACUAUUCUAACUGUGUUACAGAUGAUCUGAGUAUUAUACUGCAGCCAGGACUAGGAACUGGAUUCAGAAAACAAUAUAGUUUAAAACUUAUUUAUUAGCAAUCCCAAAAUAAUUCAUUUGAUUCACUGAUGCUGAGGAUUUUUAGGGAUCAUCACUACUUUUCAUGCCAGCAAUAUGCCAACGCUUCUUAAAAUUAUUUACAUCAUAUAUUCCUUACACAGUUAUAGUUUUUUUUAAGUUUACUGUAACAAGUUUUGCAAAAAAAAUGACAUUGCACUUUCAGUGAAAAAGCUAAUUGAACACAGCACCAUAAAUGUGUUUCUUUUCCCCUAAUUCAGAAGCCUUAGGGGAGAGGUGCAGAAAUUUGCCCUGUGCUGCAGAGGCUGUGGGCUGUGCAUGGUACCCCACUUCCUUUCAGAGGAGCGCAUCCACAACUAGAGUACAAGGUCAGCAGUAGCUAUCGAGACAGAAUUAACCUAGAACUGAACUUCAUUUUCAGUAGAUGAAUACUUAGCUGAACUGUUGUCUUUAUAUUGUUAUUAGUGCUUCUCUUAAAAUUAUGCUUUUUAUCUCAUCCAAACAAAGUUUGCAAAAUUAAGGUUCUUUGAAAUCGUGGGCUGGAAUUUCUAAUUAUUCUGAAAAUCCCUGGUCUUUUGAACAUUUAGUCCCAUAAACAAAUAUUUGAAUUCAGCAAACUACAUUACUGUUGGUGUGACUAUUCUAGCAAUAGGCCGUCUGUCACCACGUUUUUCUUUCUUCAUUUCAGUGGAAACAUAUCAAACAAACCCCAUUCCCAUUUUAACUUGACCUAUUGUCAAAUUUUUCUGUUAAUAACAUAUGAGUAAAACAAUUAACCUUAAACAUUAAAUAGAGAGUCAGGGUUUUCUGUAAGCUUCACCUCUCCCAACCCAAUUUCUUGCUUUAAUUUCUCAGCAUUCUCCACUCAAAAUUUGUUAGAUACACAAUACAGAAAGCAACAUAUAAAGAACUGUGACUUAACCAUGGAGAUUUAGCUCCUAAAGACAGUAGCAGUUGUUAAAGCCUGAGGAUAGUAAAGGGUUUAAACCUGUUUUGAAUCUCACCUUAUUAACAGCAGCUUUACAACAAAGUUACCAUGAAGAAUUGAAAACUGUUGCAACAGCACAGCAGGUCAAGAGAAGAAAGCAAGAGGUUCUUAAUUGGUAUUUAGCACAGUCCUCUUGAAGGGUACCAAUUGAAACCUCUUAAUACUUUGCUUCCUAGUUCAAGUACAUUUCAGACAUUUUAGAGGAGAAAUUCACCUUUUGUUAUCAGCACUAAGCACGUGUCUGAGUACCGGCUGCUGGUUGUGCUCCCUCUCACACAUUAUGGUCCAUUAAAGUCAAUGAAAACAGUUGUGCAGAGGUGAGUGACUGUAUGUUUGGAUGGGUUCAACACCAGCAAUCAAAGCCAAACCGCUCACCCAUUUAUUCCAGGUUUCCAAGCUUGGCAGUGUAGUCAUUAGAUUCCUGAAGUUAAUGGUUCAUUUAUGGAUUGAGGAAGGGUCUUUAUGCACUAUUCCAGAGCAGCACCUGAUGUAUUAGUAAUCAGACUGAACUGGUAAUCUCAGCCAUGAAUAUGUUCAAGAAUCUGAAUCUGAACAGGACUUGCUAUAUGUUUAGAUAAUAGGGUGGUUUUAAUGCUGGUGGAGAGGGUAGAAGCCAAUGAUAAGGAGUGAAUUCCUCGCUGAUCCCACUUCAACCUCAUUUUAUUCACAUUUUUGGGAUUUCUGGAAUCUGAAAUUCUGAGGUAGCAGAUUUUAAAGAAAACUAGCCUCCUCUCAUUUUCUUGUAAUAAUCAAUGUAUCUUCGCCCUGUUGGUAAAUGAUAACUGACUUUGCUUGAGAGGGAUUGAGUUCAUACAGUGCUAUCUAUUUGCAUCUACAAUGGUAACUCAAGCUGACAAGGGAAGAAGAAAAUCCACAUGUAAAUGUUAGACAUGGGGGCACGAAUAAUUAAUAAUUUGAUGGUAGUGAGGCUGAAAAUGUAACCAAUCUAUAAGGACAGGCAAGUGAUUUUUUUUAUGUGCUGCCCCUGCCUCUCAGCCACUAGGAGUGAAAGUACUUUUAAAAAAAUGAAAUUUCUCAGACUGUAAAGGGUUGAAUAGUGGCUGACUUCAUGUGUUCUGCAAAAUUCAUUAUGAAUGCAAACUAACUGACUGUAUUCCCCAAGGCUCUGUCUUCCAAGAUUCAGCCUUUGAAAUGUACACAGCAGGUACUCUUUUCCAAUUUGUUCAAUUUAUCCAAAUGUUAAAAGCAUAAAGUUGACGAGUAAAUUUCACAACUGAGUGAACAAAGUCUUCUUAGGGGGAGGCAGGGGAGGGAAUUCAUGAAAUUGUUCCCCAGCUGUCCAUUAUCAAGCCUGUGUGCUGUUGAUGCCCAUGUAUUAAUUAUCAUAAAACUUUUAGCUCAAUGCCUUCUCCCUUCUAUAAUGAGGGGCGCUGUCAUGGGUGCUACCUCACUUGCAUAUGGGAGUUAUUUUACCUGAUACUAUAGAUACCGGAAAUAUCUUCUGAGCCUGUUUCACCUGAGCUGAAUGUAUGAUCUAUGCAAACUGUUCCCUGUCGUGAGAACUCAUCAAAAUUGAAGAUAAUCUUGCCAAAUAAACUGCAAGAUGCUGUAUAGAUGUCUCUGAUAACAGAGCAAAUAUUCAGGUGCUGUUCACUGCACCAUAUUUGUAAAUUGUCACAUAUUUUGUUCAAUGAGCUUUGUUAGUCACGGUUAGGUCAAUUCCUGUCCAAAGACCGUAUUAAGGGGUCUUUGAGUUAUUAAAGGUACACUUAUUAAAUGUCAACCAAUGUGUGGAUGUCAGAUGGUCAGUGCUGGCUCUCCUAAUAAAUUAGCAAUCACACCCUCAUUUUAAAAGAAAGAAGAUGACCAAGUGGUGUUUAAAAAAUAACAGCUAUUUUAUUAAAGAUCCAAAUAUGCAUUAAAAAAUCUGUAAAGAAUUAUUUUAUAAACUGAACCUGUAUAUACAAUGAAAGAAGGACAAAUUCCAAUAUGCAGCACAUUGAAAGAUGUAAAUAUUUUGUUAUUUAUUUAAAGUAAUAAAAUAUUUUAUGAGUUUAAAAAUAUCUUUAAUUUGACCUUUUGAUCAAAGUUCUGAAAACCAGUACAAUUUCCUGUAUGUAGAAUUAUAUUCAGCAAAUAAUUGCACUAGCUGUUUUGCACCCACUUGCCCUUCUAUUAGCAGAGAGAAAAAGAAACACAGAAAUUGUGCCUUAGCUGCCUUCUGGUGUGAAGAAGUCUGCUUUUGUUUGACAAAGCAAGAUUUUGCAGAUUGUCAACAGUUGUAUUAAAUGCUGUAUCAUACCAAAAAAAACU
Molecule: messenger RNA, 6559 nt
Organism: Pristis pectinata (smalltooth sawfish)
Lineage: Eukaryota; Metazoa; Chordata; Chondrichthyes; Rhinopristiformes; Pristidae
Gene: xylt1
Product: xylosyltransferase I
Exons: 11
Coding region: 17-2701 (894 amino acids)
Biological process (GO): heparan sulfate proteoglycan biosynthetic process; chondroitin sulfate proteoglycan biosynthetic process
Cellular component (GO): membrane
Molecular function (GO): protein xylosyltransferase activity
Source: RefSeq, a predicted model, not a curated record